CACCGGGGUUCCAAGGCCCAAAGGCCAUUACUUCCCCUUGAGCACCCAAACCUCCCCACCCUUCCCACUCCCCCAACUUCCCUUCUUCUACCUCCCUCCCUCCCUCCCUACCCCACUCUGCUUUCCCACAAAGAAGGAACCCCAAAAGCACUUAAAAAACAGCCAAAAAAACCAGAGGGAAAAAUGUCCAACAAGUCACCAAUCUUUCCUAUGCCACAACCCCAACACUUCAGCGACUACGGCUUCGACCCCCAAGUCGACUACUUUCAGGUUUUGGAGGAAGCAAGGAGGCACAAGCGGGAGAAGACGAGAUCCAUAGACUCCAAACACUUCAAGCUCCAAAAGCGCAUCUCAAAAGACGACUCCAGAAAGCCCCACCACAACAAAACCAAUAAGAAGCGCUGGUGGAAAAGCGCUAUGCUUUUCUUCAAAUGGAACAAGCUGACACCUCACCACCACCACCACCAUGUCUCCGCCAUCCGCGGCGGCGAUGAAGAUGUUCACCACGCCAGGGCCAAAGCCUUCCGGGGAUCGAUUUGUGGGCCGGUUUAUAUCACUGAGAGCAGAAGCGGGUCGUGCACUCCUUGCCUGAGUACUAGCCGGCCGUCGUCUCGGGCGCUCGCCGGGACUAUGUCUCCGGCGAGUAAGGAUGAGAUGGGCAUUCCUUACCUGAACCUGAGGGAGCUUAACAUGGAGCAGCAGCAACAUAGGAACUCUACCUCUGCCGUGCCUAUAUAUUUGGUUACUUAAUUAGUAUUUCAGUUUUUUACAUUCAAUUAAGGGAUUUUUGAACAUUAGUCCUUGUAAAAGAUUAAAAGUUAAAAAAAAAAAAAUUCUGGUACUAAAUUACAUAUUCAAUUUAAUCUUUUAAAGUGUA
This is a messenger RNA of Malus domestica (apple), 877 nucleotides long. RefSeq lists its product as uncharacterized. Lineage: Eukaryota; Viridiplantae; Streptophyta; Magnoliopsida; Rosales; Rosaceae. The record is from RefSeq and is a predicted model, not a curated record.